Molecule: messenger RNA, 3067 nt
Organism: Girardinichthys multiradiatus
Lineage: Eukaryota; Metazoa; Chordata; Actinopteri; Cyprinodontiformes; Goodeidae
Gene: klhdc4
Product: kelch domain containing 4
Exons: 13
Coding region: 972-2735 (587 amino acids)
Molecular function (GO): protein binding
Source: RefSeq, a predicted model, not a curated record
UUGAACCCAGGACCUUCUUGCUGCAAGGCAACAGUGCUACUAACUGCGCCACCAUGCAGCUCUGCCCUAAUCAUCCAGCUAAAUUAGUUAAAAGUGGCUUAAAGACCACAAAAUUAUUGUUUUAGAGUGGCCGUCACAAAGCCCUCAUCUCAAAUUUGUGGGCAGAGCUCAACAAUUGUGUGUGUAAGGCGACCAGCAAACUUGGAUAAGUUACACCACUUCUGUCAGGAGAAAAUGGCCAAAGUUCCAGGAAACUAUGGUGAGAAGCUCGUAGAAGGAUGCCCAAAACGUUUGACCCAAGUCGGACAUUUUAGAAACUUCUGGAUUUGAAUAAAGUUAAAAAGAACAUUUGUAGGAAAUUCUGCUCCUCAUUACUGUGACAGUAAGAGACAUGCAAUAGAGGUCAUGAGCCUUUUGCUCAGCUGAGGUGGUACAGGAACCCUAGAUUGCUUUAAUAUUAGCCUUCAGCUGGCCUGGAUGGUUGGCUUUGGUGUCUCUCGUCUUCUUCUUGACAGCACACCGUAGAUUCUCUAUGGGGUUAAGGUAAGGCCAUUUCAUUGACCAAUCAAUCACUGUGAAAGCAUAGUCAUUUAACCAGGCAUUUGUGCUUUUGGCAGGUUCCAAGUCCUCUGUUGAAAAUAUGAAGUGCUAUAAAAAUAUGCAUUUCCCUUUUUAAAUCGAGUUGAUGAAAUGAAUUAACGUCUUGAUGAUAUCGUAAUUUAUUUUUGAUGCGCUUGUGUUGCGGCAUUUGGACUAAAAACUUGGAAGAACCACUGCUCUUAAUUCUUAUGUGCGACCCGAUGCGAUAGAGGGCGCUGUUGACUCCCACCGGAUGCUCAAGUUUGUUGCCGGAAGUCAAUCACAAUUGGCAAGGGGAAACGCACCGUUUCGGCAUUUGGGUUCAGUCGGGGCUUUCGAUUCGGACAGAAUUCAGGUAAAUCCGUCUAAAAGUACUGCGAAUAACGGAAAACAUGGGGAAGAAAGGCAAGAAAGAGAAGAAGGUGAAAGGAGCGGAUAAGACGGCCGCUAAAAUGGAGAAAAAGGUUUCAAAGAGGUCCAAAAGAGAAGAGGAGGACCUGGAGGCUCUGAUCGCUGAGUUCCAGAAUCUGGACGCUAAAAAGACCCAGGUCACAGAGACCAGCUGUCCUCCUCCAUCAGCGAGGUUGAAUGCGUCUUUGUCUGCACAUCCUGAGAAAGAUGAGCUCAUCCUGUUUGGAGGAGAAUUCUUCAACGGAAAAAAGACGUAUCUCUACAAUGAUCUGUUUUUCUACAACAUCAGAAAGAACAGCUGGGUUAAAUCUGAGAUACCCAACCCUCCUCCUCCACGCUGCUCCCACCAGGCGGUGGUGGUCCCACAGGGUGGAGGCCAGCUCUGGGUGUUUGGGGGAGAGUUUGCUUCUCCAAAUGGGGAACAGUUCUACCACUACAAGGACCUCUGGGUGCUGCACCUGGCUACACACACAUGGGAAAACAUUAAAGCUCCUGGUGGUCCAUCGGGGCGCAGCGGCCACCGAAUGGUCCUUAGCAAGAGGCAGCUGCUGGUGUUUGGAGGUUUCCAUGAAAGCACAAGGGAUUUCAUCUACUACAACGAUAUCUACGCUUUCUCCUUGGACACCUUCUCCUGGUCUCGCCUUGCUCCAUCCAGCUUUGCCCCUUCGCCGCGCUCCGCCUGUCAGAUGACCUCCACCCCAGACGGUGCAGGCGUCAUCAUCUACGGUGGAUACUCUAAAGUGAGGGUGAAGAAGGACGUGGAGAAGGGGACCAUCCACUCCGACAUGUUUCUCCUAAAACAGGAUGGUAAAGAUGGCCAAGAAAAGUGGUCUUGGUCCAGACUGAGCCCGUCUGGGAGCAAGCCUCCUCCUCGCUCUGGUUUUUCUCUGGCAGUGGGACCAGCGGGGCGGGCGGUGCUGUUCGGGGGGGUUUGUGAUGAGGAAGAGGAGGAGUUGCUGGAGGGAGACUUCUACAACGACCUCUACUUAUACGAUACGGCAAAGAACCGCUGGUUCCCCGGAGCUCUCAGGGGAACCAAGUCAGAGAAGAAGAAGCGACGAAGGGGGAAGAAAGCUGGUGCAGAGGAUGAGGGCGCUGAGACAAAGGAGGAGGAAGAGGAGGCAGUGGCUCGAGGACCGACUGAGGUCAUCAAGGAGAUCGUGACAGAGGAUGGUACAGUGAUGACUAUCAAGGAGGUGAUCCCUGGUGCUCAAGAGGAGGAGGAGGAGGAUGAAGAAGAGGAGGAGGAGGAAGAUGAUUCAGCCUCGGCCCCGAUGGUGGAGCCCUGUCCGAGGUCCAGCGCCAUGGCAACAGUGCGUCAGGGCAAGCUGUACCUGUACGGAGGGAUGUUUGAGGUGGGAGACCGCCAGGUCACCCUAAGUGACUUCUACUGCCUAGACCUACACAAGAUGGAUCGCUGGGAGGUGCUGGUUGAAAUGGACCCGAAGACGCAGGAGUGGCUAGAAGAGUCUGAGUCAGAGGAGGAAGAGGAGGAGGUGGAGGAAGAAACCAAAGGAGCAGAAGGGGAGGAGGAGUCUGAGGACAGUGAGGAUGAUCAAGAAGAAGAAAAAGAAGAAGAGGAGCACCCCGUGGUGCAGGAGGGAGAGACGGUGACAGACUACCAGAUCCGGACCGAGCAGUACUGGAUAAAACUUGCACGUGCCAACAUGGGCCCGAAUGCCAAGGAUAAGAAAGUAGCCAAGGUUGCUGUCGCCAUGGCGAAAGUCUUCUAUGAAGACCAGUAGUGGGACUCCCAGAACUGGAACUGCUUGUGUGUGUGUGUGUGUGUGUGUGUGUCUUUUACAUUACUUACAUUUACAUUCAGUGUCAAGGAAUAUCAGCUGAACUUCAGAAACUGUAAUAAAAUUAGUUUCUAAGCAAAACAUUUAAAUGUCCACAGAAUGCAGUGAACCACAGUUUUACUGUGCAUGCAUAUUAGAAAACAGUAGGAUUGAUAAUGCAUUUAAGUUUGUUUUAUGAAGACUUCUCUGAAAAUGUUGACAUUUUUGAAAUAAUUUUUAUUAAUGUUUCGAAGAUUUAAAAAUCAAAAAUAAUAAAAACUCAUUUGUAUUGUUAA